AUGGCAUUCCUGCGCAGUGUAGUGGCCAUUAGUUCGACGGCCAUCCGCCUGAUGGCACUGAUCCUGCUUAGAUGGAUCCCUGGUCCACCAUUUGGUCCUCUCGUAUUUACCUCGCUGGUGGUGUAUCUGUCGUCGCUGUUCCCUUUAAUCAGGGAGGAGCAGUCUGAUGAAACUCGGAGAGAGAAGGGGCCGCCACGCCCAACCAAGAACAAGCCAGCGUCUGACUCAGCCAAGCCCGCUGAUUCCGCGCUGAAGACACUGUUGACAGGGGUGCCAUCUGCCAGAUCGCCACUAUGGACCUGGACGACUGUAAUAAUCAAUGUUGUGUUGGCAUUGUUGACUCUUGAUUUCCUGAUCCGUGGCUUUGUGCUUUACCCUACUACACAUGCUACGUUUGCACGGAUUGGAUAUAUCUCUCCAACUACGGCAAAUUUAGUCUUCCGAGAGCCAGAUUUGACUCGGUUGCCAAUGGUGGUCUCGUACCAAGAUAUUGCCUCUCAAAGCCCUGAAAAAUGGGUGGAAGAGGGCAUCAUCUACAAGUUGGAUAAUAGCACGGACUUCACUGCUACAGUGACCUUGAAAAACCUGAAGCCAUCAACACACUAUCGAUAUGCGCUGUCCAACAACCAGUCCGGGACAUUUCUCACUGCACCAAAACCUGGGUCUCCAGAAGCAAACCGGCUAUCUUUUGUAACAUCAAGCUGUCUCAAGCCAAACUUCCCCUACAACUUACUCCGACAUCCAUUACGAGUUCCAGGUAUCGAGCAAAUGACCGAAGCUCUGGCCAAAUUGCCAGCCCUACUUCGCCCAUCGUUUAUGCUGUUCCUAGGCGAUUUCAUCUACAUCGAUGUUCCCAUACGCUUCGGACUAUCCAUGUCCCACUACCGCAGCGAGUAUCGGCGGAUAUACUCAUCACCAUCAUGGAAUUCCGGAGCACCAGAUCACCGAGCAAUCGACCUUCCGUGGAUCCAUACGCUAGACGACCACGAGAUCCAAAAUGACUGGGCUAAGGGCAACAAAACAGCCCCAUACCCAGCCGCCGCAGACCCCUUCAUCCAUUACCACGUAAAAGGCAACCCACCAGUCCCAAAAACACCCUUCGCACCCUCAGACAACGUAACCUACUUCGCCUUCAACCACGGCCCGGCCUCAUUCUUCAUGCUAGACACAAGAACCUACCGCACAGAACCCUCCCACGAAAACUCCACAAUCCUGGGCCACGCCCAGCUCCAAUCCCUCCUAACCUACAUCUCAACCCCAGAGCCACCAGGAACACAUUGGAAAAUCAUCUCCUCGAGCGUCCCCUUCACAAAGAACUGGCAUGUAGGCACAGCAGACACAUGGGGUGGCUUCACGAAUGAACGAACCAAGGUCUUCGAAGCAAUGUGGCACGCUGAACGCACUCUCAACCUCCGAAUAAUCCUCCUAAGCGGAGACCGCCACGAAUUCGCAGCAACCCGGUUCCCAGACCCAGCACUGGCUCUACCCGAAUCCCAACUGCAGCCUAACACACCCGGAAUAGGCUUGCACGAGUUCUGCGUCGGUCCAUUGAGCAUGUUCUACCUCCCCGUCCGUACAUACCGCCAGACAGACUAUGAGGAUGUUAUGGUGAAGUAUGUACCUGAGGGAAAUAGUAAAUUCGGGCUCAUUAAUAUUGCGGAGGAAGUUGAAGAUUUGGAGCCUAAGUCUUCGGCGCCGGUGCCGGUGCGCAGUUCUGUUCUUACUUAUUCGCUUUAUGUUGAUGGGGCUGUUGUUUGGAAGUAUCGGCUUUUUGUGCCGUUGGAUCGGGAUGAGGCGGGUCGUGCUUCAUUGUCGGACUAUGAGAGGGCUUUGCGGUUGCCGCCUGGUCGUGUUGUUGAGGAUCGGAUUGUUGAUCAUUGGGGAGCUGUUGUUGGGGAUGCUGUUGGUCGAAUUCCCGAGAUGGUUAAGUCUGUUGUUGAGAUGGGGAUAGGUUGUUAUAAUUACCUCGCAGAUCGAGCUCAGAGGACUUAG
Molecule: messenger RNA, 1992 nt
Organism: Penicillium canescens
Lineage: Eukaryota; Fungi; Ascomycota; Eurotiomycetes; Eurotiales; Aspergillaceae
Product: alkaline phosphatase family protein
Exons: 3
Coding region: 1-1992 (663 amino acids)
Source: RefSeq, a predicted model, not a curated record